UCAACAGCAUAUAUUAACAGUUAAAGCUCACAAUUUACAGUUAAGAGACGACUUGGUACAUAUCAACAUCAUACAUACAUCUUCUGAUCUAACCGCCGAAAGAUGGCAGGGGAACAAACACAAACUUUGUACCACCACACAACUAAGGAAGGAGCUAAUGGGAUAUUGAAAUCAGGACAUAUCAAAGAAUCGACUGAUAUGAAGAUUGGUGCCGUAUAUGGUCCAGGUGUCUACAUGACCAGUUAUGGUCCGGAGAAAAGCCAGGAAGAAAUAGCUUUGAAUAAUUACGGAAACCAAAAAGGUAUCGCAAUUAAAAUAUUGCAAGCGGGCAAGACGGACGCGAUUAUAGCCAUUGACAUACCAAUAAGUCAGGUUGACAAGGUGAAUUCGAUUCGUGACAUUUAUAUAGCAAACGGAAAUGUCACACUGAGAGACAAGAAAUACUCUUUAUAUGUCCGAGAUGUUUGUGGAAAUGCUAUAAUUCGAUUACAAUGUAACUCUCACUUGUCAUCAAGAAGUUCUAAUGAUGUGCUUUGAAAUUUAUGCAAUAUAUAAUAUUAGAACCUAAAAACUUGUCAUUGUUAUUACUGAUUAUGUACGUAUUGUUCUGUAUUGGUAUACUGGUCGUCAGAAAUGCAUUGGUAAUUUUCCGGAUAUAUGUGCUGUGCCAAAUUGUUAAAAUUAGUUUAUACCUGAUUCCGAAUUUUAGUCGUGCCGAAUUUGGAUUUUGUUUUAGUUGUAUGCGUUGCAAUAAAUGAAAGAUGGCCAUCUUAAACUUUCAGCUUGUGCUUUUCUAUCCCCCCUCUCUCAUAGGUGAUGUUCUUUGUGACUACGUGGUCCUACUUUCGUUUCCAUUAAAAUCGCUCUUCGCACCAUGAAAUGACAACUGUUAUUUAAGGAGUCUAGAUUGCAAGGAUUGAAUUAAUCAUUCUUAAACCGAGUGUUCGUUUUCACAUUCUACCAGGAUCGAAAAUGUCCAGCCAUAAAACAUUUAUCAAUAAUUAUGUUCCUCGUGUUCAUUUGUGGUAAUUUUCCGGAUAUUAUAUACUGUGCCAAAUUUAUUAUAAUUAGUUUAUACCUGAUUCCGAUUUUUUAGUCGUGCCGAAUUUGGUUUUUGUUUUAGUUGUAUGCGAUGCAAUAAAUCAAAGAUG
This is a messenger RNA of Mizuhopecten yessoensis (Yesso scallop), 1151 nucleotides long. RefSeq lists its product as uncharacterized. The transcript has 2 exons. NCBI's taxonomy places the organism in Eukaryota, Metazoa, Mollusca, Bivalvia, Pectinida, Pectinidae. Bases 103 to 537 code for a protein of 144 amino acids. The record is from RefSeq and is a predicted model, not a curated record.